AUGGUCUACGCCCGAAGGGUACUCCUGGUCCUCUCGAUCUGUCUGGUGCUCUUCGGGGCAGUCUCGGCUGGCUCUUCACGGAUCCAUUGCCGCAAAGGAGCGGCGACGGACCACCCGGCAGAACAGUCCUCAUUUUCAGCCUUGCUCGAGUCGUCUUCGCCGUCAUCGCUCAACGAGCUCCUGCACCGCUAUCUCCCGGGACGCUUCCAAGACGGUGUGUGGGCGUCCGAGCACCAGGCGGUUCAGGCCGUGCAUGAGGAGAAUGCGGCUCUAGCUAGCUCCAUCUUGCAGCUAGCGAAGCGGCAAGAAAACUCAACCACAACCACAAGCACGGCUACACCGACCGAGACUUCCACCACGUCGGUCGACCCGCCGCCGCCGUCAACGUCAACGUCAACAUCUGCAAGCCCUAGCACUACACCGACGCCAACGGGAACUACAAGUGUACCGCCUCCCACCAGCACCUCGCCCACCAGCACAGAGCCUUCUAGUUCCUCCUCACCACCUGGUACGUCCUCGAACCCAACUACUACUACUACCACUACUACUCCUUCUUCCCCGACGUUUUCCUCCACGACGUCUCGUAGGACUUCAUCCUCCUCUUCUUCUGCCUCGUCCUCCUCGAUAGCCGGAGACACGACCUUGACGACAUCCACUCUACCCGGUCAAACAACCUCGGCCCCGCUUUCGUCCAGGCCAAUCGUCCAGACAUUUACCAGAACCUCCAACGGCAAUGUCGUCACGCUCACUUCGACGACAUAUGUGCCCAACGAUGCGGCUCAGACACAGGGGCCGACCUCUACAAGGCCGGGCGGGACCCUGCAGAAUUCCGCCCCGCACAGGCUGAACUACGCCGGCCUGUGGCUGCUAACGGCUGGCGUGACGGCCCUCGCCGCUGUGGCGCUGCCGCUAUGGGCGUAGCCUUCUGUCCGCCCGUUUCUCGUUGGUGGUUUCUCUCAUGGGGUUUUGCAUUUAUAACUGCAUUGCGCGGGGUCUGGCUAUUUACUCUUCGGGUUUCUUUCCUUUGGCAUUCAUUGCUCAGCGGAUCAUCAAACUCAUUCCACGGCAUAGCAAGGAAGAUCAGGUUAUACAUAGUUACGGCAUCGGGAUGAUGGCCGCGGUAUUCACAUUCAUUUGAGCUUAGGACAAGGAUAAACGGUAUAGACUGGUUGGGCUGGCGGGCAGCCGCGGAGGGAACCGUACCUAAGGGGCACAUAGAAGGUAUCUAUGUUGAUAAUUGGUUGCUCGGGCCAUACCAAGCUAGUCGGAGGCAGAAGAC
Messenger RNA from Canariomyces notabilis, 1279 nucleotides. RefSeq lists its product as uncharacterized. The coding region runs from base 1 to 921 and encodes 306 amino acids. NCBI's taxonomy places the organism in Eukaryota, Fungi, Ascomycota, Sordariomycetes, Sordariales, Chaetomiaceae. The transcript has 2 exons. The record is from RefSeq and is a predicted model, not a curated record.